This is a messenger RNA of Lotus japonicus, 3963 nucleotides long. RefSeq lists its product as uncharacterized. Lineage: Eukaryota; Viridiplantae; Streptophyta; Magnoliopsida; Fabales; Fabaceae. The transcript is spliced from 2 exons. The record is from RefSeq and is a predicted model, not a curated record. The coding region runs from base 426 to 3650 and encodes 1074 amino acids.
AGAUUAUUCUAGUUCUAGGAGAGGGGAUUGAAAUUGAUGUCCAAUGUCUCGUCUUGUCAAUGGUCCCAUCAUUUCCGAACAACUUCUGGCGUCGCACGUGUUAAUGCCUCAAACCGAAACCAACCUACGAACCCAAUUUUGAAGAAGAAGAAAAACAAAACCCCAAAUCGACACCCUCAAUUGCCUGCCUCAAACCCAAUUUCAAUUCGAACACACACACCUCACAGACAAACUCAACCUCCAAGCUGCAUAACAACAAACCUCAAUUGCUAGGGUUUCUUCUGUUUGAUUCAUUCACCUCACAAGCACGUGUUGGUGCUGUACUUUUCCCUAAAAUCCCAAUAAAUUUCUUAAUGGAAGAAAAAAAAGCUCUGGCACGCCAAAAGGACAGCCUUGACACUUUGAGAAGGGCUAUGUGAAGCAUUAUGACUCUUGAAGAUUUCUUUACCUUGACUGAGAUGAAAGAUGGGCUCACAGCCCCUUCUCGAGUCGAGGAGUUGAUCUCUGCAAUGCAAAGGGAGCAAGAUUCUGUUGUUAAGAAUGCUGGUGAUGCAACAAGGCAGUGGGCAUCUGUUGCUAGCACUAUUGCUGCUACAGAGAACAAAGAUUGUCUUGAUCUUUUUAUUCAAUUAGAUGGACUUCGGUUUAUCAAUAGAUGGUUAAAUGAUGCUCAAAAUGUUGGUUUCAGUGCAAACGAUGGCACCAUUGAAGAGUCAAUUACCGCAAUGUUACGAGCAGUUGAAAAGCUGUAUAUAGACAGAGAGAAGUCAAUUUCAUCAGGAAUCUGGGCAACUGUAAGUAACCUUCUUGGUCAUCAGAGCUCUAAGGUUCAGGAUAGAGCAAGAGUAUUAUAUGACAACUGGAAAGGAGGUGGAAAUGGAGAUGCUGAAUCUCAACAUUCAGAUAUUGGUAGAAUGAACGUGAGUGAUAAGGUUGUUAGGGAGGAGUGCCACUUGUCUUCUGUGAAAGAAGCUGGCAAUGAUGAUGAUCAUGCCUCACGAGUUGUUGGAGGUGAGGAGUCUCUAUUGAGAAGCUCAGACAGUCAGUUACCAGAAAAGAUUGCUAAUGUGCAGAUACAUAAUUCUGACAACGCAUUCCAGUCCUCUCUAAGUUUGGAUUGUGAAGAUACCAAAGAGAAAUCAAACCAACUUGCUAUUGUUUUGGUUCCUACUCAAGAAAUUACUCCCGUAGGUGAAGCUGGGAUGACAUCAUCUGAGACCCAUAACUUACCUGCUCCAAAGCAAGGCAGUUUCAAAGGACAACCAGAUGAUUUACAGUUAGGUGAUUUAUCCAAAAAGGAGAUGGAAGAUCAAAAUGCUAAUUGUCCUCCAGAAAAAUUAAGGGCACCUCAUAUCUCUUUAGCUCUAAUACAGCCUGAUCCUGGACCUGUUUCUAUUGGUGCUAGUGAAGCAUCAAUUAAGCCGGAAUCUGAUUUAGAACAUAACAUUAAAAGCAAUGAGGAUGGUGUUUGUCAUAAAAUAAUUGUUUCUGAUAGCGUGGGAAUAACUGCAUCUGAUAGAAUGAGUGAGGUGGGUGAUGCCAAAGCUUUAAAUUCUAGCAAUCCGCAACCAGACAAAGCUACAGAAAACAAUGAUGGGUGUUGUUCUAAUACAAUGCAGGACUUGUCAAUCAGUGGCAUUAAGUUGGAAAAGCCCGAGGAUUUACAGAUGUCUUUCCUCGAAACAGAAGAUGGCAGAGAAGUAAAGGAAGAAGGCAAGGGCCAUGUUUCUAAUAAUGACAAUGGCACCUCAAAUGGUUCUGAAUCUUUUAAACAAGGAAAAGGUCCUAGAAGCCCCAAGAUUAUUGACAAGAAUUCUGACAUAGAACUUGAUUGUGGUAUUGUUGAUGCUCUAGAAGUUGCUCGACAAGUUGCUCAGGAAGUUGAGAGAGAUGUCAAAGCAGUAAAGGAGGACAGCCAUGUCUCUACUCAAGGUGACGAUACCUCAAAUGGUUCUGAUUCUUUUAAACAGGGGGAAGGUCCCAAAAGCCCUGGCGUUGUUGACAAGAAUUCUGACAUGGAACUUGAGUAUGGUAUUGUUGAUGCUUUAGAAGUUGCUCGACAAGUUGCUGAAGAAGUUGAGAGAGAAAUCCAGAACUCUUCUUCAGAGAAAAUCUCAGAAGGCGGGAACAGGCAAGCUGGCAGUUCAGAUUCUGUAGGGAAAAAUGAUGAACUUGCUCGUGUCCUACCUGAGGAGGUAUCAUCCAGGCAAAGCAACCCUGCUGAGGCAUGUUCUGAAGAGGAAGGGCAUAUGAGUGUUUUAGGUGAUAUUGAGGCUGAGCCAGAAGGCCCAGAAUGCCUCCCUGACUUGGAGUCCUCGCAGGUGACUGAAGCAGCUCGAGAUCCAGGAGGUAAUUCAGAAAAAAGCCUCUGUACCUUUGAUCUCAAUGAAGAAGUUGGUUCUGAUGACGUGGGUGUUUCUUCUAAUGCAAUGUCUACCACGCCAAUACCUAUUGUCUCUGCUUCAAGGACUGCACAAACUUCUGGGUUGCCAACAGCCCCUUUAAAGUUUGAUGGAACACUUCAAUGGAAAGGAUCGGCUGCCACCAGUGCCUUUCGUCCUGCAUCACCUCAUGAAAAUACGGAAAGUGAAAAGAAUGUUUCUGUUGGUGGCAACUCUGAUAUUUCCAAGCAGAGGCAGGAUUGCCUUGAUAUUGAUCUAAAUGUGGCUGAGGGUGAAGAAGAAUUUGUAAAACAAAUUGGUGAAUCGCCAGGCCUUCCUUCUGGGCAAUCAUCAGUGGAACUUAGUCCUAAAAGAUCAAGGAGGUUCGAGUUGGAUCUAAACAGUGUUGGUGAUGAUGGUGAUACCCAACCUUCGGAUCAGAGGAUGGAGGGGCAACUCUUAUCAGGAAGAAAUGGCUAUUGGAGCCCAUCACCUGCAUCGUCAUCAUCGUCGAUGCAGCCUUCAGUUCGAAACAUUGAUUUGAAUGACAAACCGCUUUUUCAAACCGAUUUAGUGGACAAAGCGCGGCCUACAAAGUCGUCUUCAAAUGUUGAAACGUAUGGACUUUCUAAAUCAGAUGCUCCUGUGAUCUCAAUUUUAGGUGCCAAGGUGGAAGUGGGUAGAAAAGAAUUUGUUCCUCAAAUUUGGUCUAUACCAAAUGGCAAGGCUAUUAUUGAGCCUGCAAUGGAUCUCACAAUGUCUGGAGCAGGUGGUGUUUUAGGGCUGACCCCCACAGUACCCUACAAUAAUCAUUCAACUGUUUUUGGAUAUAAUCAACUGACAUCAGCAUCCCCCUUGUCUCUUUCAUCAGCAAAGUAUGGAUCAGGUGGCACAAUUCCAUACAUGGUUGACUCAAGAGGAGCUCCAAUUGUGCCUCAAGUUGGUGCUGGUGUUGGACCUUCAUCUUACACUCAGCCUCCAUUUAUUAUGAGCAUGACAGGGACACAACUUGGUUUAAAUGGUGUUGGACCUUCACGUCCCAACUUUGAUCUUAACUCUGGCUUGUUGAUUGAUGGUGGGAAUAGAGAUGCUUUGGCUACAAGGCCAUUUUUCUUUCCUGCUCAGGGCAGAGCUAUGGAGGAGCAGCAUGUAAGGACCCUUCCACAAUCCUCAAGUUCUUCAGGGGUUGGUGGGAAAAGAAAAGAACCAGACAGUAGCUGGGAAACCUAUCCAUUUAGCUACAAACAUCAGCAACCUCCGUGGAAGUAGCUCUAACAUGUGCUUUUGUCUCUUCUGAUCUGUUUAUAACACUACCUACCUACCUAUUGAUGCUUAGAUUAUUUACCUAAAAUAGUCCUGAAGAGUAGGACAAUCCAUUGGAAUCCGAAGAACCAGAACUAAUAAAAGGUGGAGGAUGAUGGAUGUAAUAUGAUUCAUUAGAUUGAUUGGCAUGGGGGGAAAUUUAGGAUUUUUUUUCUGCAGUUUUAUAGAAAGCCAGUACCAGCGCAGAAGGUUUGGUACAUGUAAUAUGAUUUGAUUUUGUUGCAAUGCCUCAGAAAUGGUAUAUUAUAUGAUUUUAUUA